Bubalus bubalis (water buffalo) is the source of this 1781-nucleotide messenger RNA. RefSeq names its product proteasome 26S subunit, non-ATPase 13 (gene PSMD13). Gene Ontology annotation, molecular function: structural molecule activity. Gene Ontology annotation, cellular component: nucleus; cytosol; proteasome regulatory particle, lid subcomplex. The transcript is spliced from 14 exons. Bases 152 to 1387 code for a protein of 411 amino acids. Gene Ontology annotation, biological process: ubiquitin-dependent protein catabolic process. The record is from RefSeq and is a predicted model, not a curated record. NCBI's taxonomy places the organism in Eukaryota, Metazoa, Chordata, Mammalia, Artiodactyla, Bovidae.
ACUAUGACAACCAGCCGGCGCCUAAAGCUGAGCCUAGUGCUCCCAGCUUGCCCCGCGUGACGCAGCGCCGGAAGUGAGUGAGCACUUCCGGCGGCCUCCCCUUCGCCCUGGCAUCUCCGCGGUACUCAUUUCCCCGGUUGUUCCUGCAGUCAUGAAGGACGUACCCGGCUUCUUACAACAGAGUCAGAGCUCCGGGCCCGGCCAGGCCGCCGUGUGGCACCGUUUGGAGGAGCUCUACACCAAGAAGUUGUGGCAUCAGCUGACACUUCAAGUGCUUGAUUUUGUGCAGGACCCCUGCUUUGCCCAAGGAGAUGGUCUCAUUAAGCUUUAUGAAAACUUCAUCAGUGAAUUUGAACACAGGGUGAAUCCUUUGUCCCUGGUAGAAAUCAUUCUACAUGUAGUUAGACAGAUGACUGAUCCUAAUGUGGCUCUUAGUUUUCUGGAAAAGACUCGUGAGAAGGUGAAAAGUAGUGAUGAGGCGGUGAUCCUGUGCAAAACCGCAAUUGGAGCUCUGAAGCUAAAUAUCGGUGACCUGCAGGUUACAAAGGAAAGUUGCAAAAAUAGCACAGAAGACCCUCCUUUGCCCUCACCUCAGGUUGCUGUUCACAUCGCUCCUCUUUGCCCCACCAUUCUGUGCUGUGUGUGUGUGCAUGAAACUAUCGAAGAUGUUGAGGAAAUGCUCAGCAACCUCCCUGGGGUGACAUCCGUUCACAGUCGUUUCUACGACCUCUCCAGUAAAUACUAUCAAACAAUUGGAAACCACGCGUCCUACUACAAAGACGCUCUGCGGUUUCUGGGCUGUGUGGACAUCAAGGAUCUGCCAGUGUCUGAGCAGCAGGAGAGAGCUUUCACGCUGGGACUGGCAGGACUUCUUGGCGAGGGAGUUUUCAACUUUGGCGAGCUGCUCAUGCACCCCGUGCUGGAGUCGCUGAGGGACACGGACCGGCAGUGGCUGAUCGACACCCUCUACGCCUUCAACAGCGGCAACGUGGAGCGAUUCCAGACCCUGAAGACCGCCUGGGGCCAGCAGCCUGAUUUAGCAGCCAACGAAGCCCAACUUCUCAGGAAAAUUCAGUUACUGUGCCUCAUGGAGAUGACUUUUACACGACCCGCCAAUCAUAGGCAACUCACUUUUGAAGAAAUUGCCAAAAGUGCUAAAAUCACUGUGAACGAGGUGGAGUUGCUGGUGAUGAAGGCCCUCUCGGUGGGGCUGGUGAAAGGCAGUAUUGACGAGGUGGAUAAGCGGGUUCACAUGACCUGGGUGCAGCCCCGCGUGCUGGAUUUGCAGCAGAUCAAGGGGAUGAAGGACCGUCUGGAGUUCUGGUGUACCGACGUGAAGAGCAUGGAGAUGCUGGUGGAGCACCAGGCCCACGACAUCCUCACCUAGGCCCCUGGCCUCAGCCCAUCCCUGGAGAGGUGUUUCGUGGCGGGUGACCCAGGCAGCAAGAAGACCUGCGUUUAAUCGGGGGUGGGAGUGGGAGUCAGUUUGGAGUAUGGACUGUUCUUCCUGUGCACAUUGUCACGGAGGACUGUCAUUGACGAGGGAGCCAGCCAUAGGCAAAAGCCUCCUUUCUGGAUGCCGCUGUAGCCUGCAGUGGAGAAGGGUCACUGGGGCUCAGGUGAGGCAGCAGGAAUGUGUGGAUACCUCCAGGAAUGGGGAGGAAAGCCCCUCAUAGGUGGAGGGCACCCAUUCCAGCAUUGGCCUUCACUGCACCCACAUGUGUGAAUGGCUUCUCCAGUGCAGCUUGAGGAUGUUUCUGUAAUAAAUGCCUUGCUCUGUC